Lineus longissimus is the source of this 762-nucleotide messenger RNA. RefSeq names its product gamma-aminobutyric acid receptor subunit beta-4-like. Gene Ontology annotation, molecular function: excitatory extracellular ligand-gated monoatomic ion channel activity; transmitter-gated monoatomic ion channel activity involved in regulation of postsynaptic membrane potential; transmembrane signaling receptor activity. Gene Ontology annotation, biological process: chemical synaptic transmission; chloride transmembrane transport; regulation of membrane potential. The transcript has 7 exons. Gene Ontology annotation, cellular component: synapse; plasma membrane; neuron projection. The record is from RefSeq and is a predicted model, not a curated record. NCBI's taxonomy places the organism in Eukaryota, Metazoa, Nemertea, Pilidiophora, Heteronemertea, Lineidae. Bases 145 to 762 code for a protein of 205 amino acids.
GGCAGUGUCCUGGACGUCGAGUUUCUAUUUCUAUUUCACAACGAUAAUGAUUGCACACUACUUCUUAGGAUUAUACACAUACGAAGGUCAGUGACAGUACCCGAUUCGUGAUUGGCUAGAUCUAAGUGUGCUAUCUGCAACAAAAUGCACCUGGCCUGCACACAGUCAUCGACAUAUUCAGUCAUUGUCUUCGUGACCAUCAUGAUGGACAUUUCUGCGGAAUUGAGUGAAAAAGAACAGAAAAAGGUCCCAAUAAGAAUAGGCGCUCACAACGACACCAUCGACCAGUUCAUAGGUAGGCUGGUUGAGAAUGGUUAUAAUGGAAAGCUUCGACCUGGUCUUGAAACUGACACCCCGACGUUUGUUAAGGUCAGCGUUCAUAUCCUAGGAUUCAGCACCAUCGACCAAAUCAAUAUGGAUUAUUCCGUCAAUAUGUAUCUCCGCAGUAUAUGGAGAGACGGUCGUCUCGCGUACCACGAUUACAACGAAACUUUAACACUCAACUACUUGAUCGAUUCUAUAUGGACGCCGGAUAUUUAUUUCAUCAACGAAAAGGAGGGUUACUCCCAUACGAUUACCCAACCUAACAGGCUGAUGAGACUCGCUCCUGACGGGACUAUUUCCUACAGUCAAAAAAUAGACGUUAAAUUUGAAAACCUCCCCAAACAAGGAGAGGCACUCACCUCGGAUCUAUCGUUGGUCGCUCUGGCAAUCAUGUUGACAGCGCCAUCAACGACAGAACUGAAGCAAGAAUUUUGUUAA